Messenger RNA from Alternaria postmessia, 2700 nucleotides. RefSeq names its product Chitin synthase, class 1 (gene CHS1). The transcript has 5 exons. Lineage: Eukaryota; Fungi; Ascomycota; Dothideomycetes; Pleosporales; Pleosporaceae. Gene Ontology annotation, molecular function: chitin synthase activity. Gene Ontology annotation, cellular component: cell periphery; cell septum. The coding region runs from base 1 to 2700 and encodes 899 amino acids. The record is from RefSeq and is a predicted model, not a curated record.
AUGACAUUCGAGAACGAAAGGGCAGAUCUCGAACAGGGACAUCAGUUGCAGGACUUAGGUCCCACGUCGGAUUAUCAUCCGCUCCAGUACCACCCUAACAGCGAACAAGAAGAGGCCGCUCAACACCUGCUCAAUGACUCACUUAUCCCUACCAACGACUACUCACGACGUCAGAGCGCGACCCCAUCAUCAGUGUAUAGCCUUACGGAAACCUACAGUGCAAUACAUCCCCCGACCACCGCAGCGCCGGCUUAUGACAAUUGCGAACAGAACAGAGCUUACGACGCUGGUAGCUAUGUACAAUCCGAAGACGACUGGGUUCAAAGGCAACAGAAUCCGCCCACCAUGCCUGUUGGUAUUGGCGUGAAACGUUCGAAGACACGUAAAGUCAAGUUGAUUCAAGGCUCUGUUCUUAGCAUCGACUAUCCUGUCCCCAGCGCGGUUCAAAAUGCCAUCGAACCUCGCUAUCGUAACGCUGAAGGAGCGUACGAAGAGGAGUUUACACAGAUGCGGUAUACUGCAGCAACUGUAGAUCCAGACGCAUUCACGCUGUCCAAUGGGUAUAACCUACGCCCAAGAAUGUACAAUCGCCACACGGAGCUACUCAUCGCAAUCACGUACUACAAUGAAGAUAAGGGGCUGCUUGCUAGAACACUUCAUGGAACUAUGAAGAAUAUCCGGGAUAUUGCCAACCUGAAGAAGUCAAAAUUCUGGGAUGUCGGCGGUCCUGCUUGGCAAAAGAUUGUCGUUUGUCUAGUCUUCGACGGCAUCGACAACGUGGAUCAGGAAGUCUUCGACGUUCUCGCAACCGUCGGAAUUUAUCAGGAUGGAGUGCUGAAAAAGGACGUCAACGGUAAACCCACAGUUGCGCACAUCUUCGAAUACACAAGUCAAAUAUCCGUCACUCCUGACCAACAGCUCGUUCGACCUGCCAACGAUGGGGGCACUGCAAAUCUACCGCCUGUACAAUUUAUCUUUUGUCUUAAGCAAAACAACAGCAAGAAGAUCAAUUCCCAUCGCUGGCUCUUCAAUGCCUUUGGCCGUAUACUGAAUCCAGAGGUUACGAUCCUCAUCGACGCCGGCACCAAACCAGGACCACGCUCACUUCUUUCGCUGUGGGAAGCCUUCUACAACGACAAGGACCUUGGAGGCGCCUGCGGUGAGAUUCAUGCCAUGUUGGAGGGCGGUAAGGCGUUGCUAAAUCCGCUCGUCGCGAUCCAGAACUUCGAGUACAAGAUUUCCAAUAUCCUUGACAAGCCUCUGGAGAGCUCCUUUGGCUAUGUUAGUGUGCUUCCAGGCGCAUUCUCAGCAUAUCGCUUCCGGGCUAUAAUGGGUCGCCCACUAGAACAAUAUUUUCAUGGUGAUCACACGCUCUCGAAAAAGCUGGGCAAGAAAGGCAUUGACGGCAUGAAUAUAUUCAAGAAGAACAUGUUUUUGGCAGAAGAUCGCAUCCUAUGCUUCGAGUUGGUCGCAAAAGCAGGGUCGAAGUGGCAUCUCUCGUAUGUUAAAGCAUCCAAAGGCGAAACCGACGUCCCGAACUCAGCAGCUGAGUUUAUUGGCCAACGUCGGCGAUGGCUCAAUGGAUCGUUUGCUGCAUCCCUCUACGCUAUCAUGCAUUUUGGGCGGCUCUAUGGCUCAGGGCAUGGGAUUAUUCGUCUCUUUUUCCUUCACAUCCAGCUGGUCUACAACAUUGCCCAGACCAUCUUCACUUGGUUCUCUCUCGCAUCAUACUACCUUACCACCGUCAUCAUCAUGAACCUCGUCGGCACACCCGAGCCUUUGCUUGAUUAUCACGGCUGGCCAUUUGGCGACAAGGUAACGCCGAUCUUUAACCACAUCAUAGGAUAUAUCUAUGUGGCUUUCCUCAUCUUGCAAUUCAUUCUUGCGCUGGGUAACAGACCGAAAGGAUCUCGCCAUAGCUACAUGGCCUCGUUCAUUGUUUUCGGCGUCAUCCAAGGCUACAUCCUCAUCCUGACCAUUUAUCUGGUCUAUCGCGCCUUCAGCUCAAAGCCAAUCGGCGAACAAAUAUCCUUUGAUUCAGGCAAGGCAUUCUUCGAAAGCUUCUUCGGUGGCAGCACAGGCGUUGCGGGGUUGAUCCUCCUCGCACUAAUAACCAUCUACGGUUUGAACUUCCUCGCGUCCUUUAUCUAUCUCGACCCUUGGCACAUGUUUCAUUCGUUUCCACAGUACUUGUUUCUCAUGUCGACUUACAUCAAUGUACUGAUGGUGUAUGCGUUCAACAAUUGGCAUGACGUUUCCUGGGGUACAAAAGGUUCCGAUAAAGGUGACUCGUUGCCAAGUGCAAACAUUAUCAAAGGCAAAGGCGACGUCAUGGUUGAAGAAGUGGAGCAGGAGCAAGAAGAUAUCGACAGUCGCUUCGAGAAAGUUGUUCAUAGGGCACUUGCACCGAUGGCAAAGACGGGUGACGAUAAGCCAGCGAAGAAGGAUACCGAUGAUUCCUACCGGUCGUUCCGUACUGGCUUGGUCUACUCGUGGCUGCUGUCGAAUCUCGCACUCUGUGUCGUAGUCACGAGUGACGAUUUUGCCACUAUUGGCGUUGGUGAAGCCUCACAAACCCGUACACCGAUAUACUUCCGCAUUCUAUUGUACGCCACUGCGAUACUUUCUAUCAUCAGAUUCAUUGGCUUUUUGUGGUUCAUCGGACGGACGAGUAUCAUCUGCUGCAUAGCUAAAAGGUAG